AUGGAUCAUGAUGUACAGAAGCUUUGCUUGGCAAUGUGGAGAGAUCUGACCUCAUGGGCUGAAGAAGAUUGCCGCCAGCAUCUGAUGUUGUUUCAGGCAGACCAGCAAGGAGACUUGGAGGAGACCUCGUGGGCCUUCGUGCCUGCGACCGACGUGUUGCUUGUGGUGGGUGAAGGCUUGGUUGGCUGCGCGACUGAAGGUUACGUGGUGCAGGCAGAUGAAGGACAUGUGAGGACCUCUUUUGUAGACGCCUUGAAGAACUGGCGUGCAAACUUGCGGAAGAGCCGGAGUGGUGGCGAGGACACGUCAGACUCUGCAUUGAAGCUUUGGCAAGCAAAGCGAGCUCAAAUUGAAAAGGAGAUGAAAGAGUCUGAGAAGGAAGAGCCUGAUGAAGUAAUACCUGGAAAGGUGAAGAAGCCAAAGAUUGAGACUGAGGAGCAUGAGGCGACCAAGCUAAACCGUUCGCCAACCAAGGUGCUGCUUUUGACCAACUUUGCAACUGCCUCAGAAGGCGAGGAGGAGAUCCAAGAGAACGCAGAGAAGCUAGUGGAGAGCUUUGGGAAAGUCCAGCAGUGCAAGAUUCUGAAAGUGCCCGACGUGCCGGACGAAGAUGCAGUGCGCGUGUUUCUCCUUUUUGAAUCAGUGCAGGUGUCCUCGAAGGCGUAUGCAGCUCUGAGGGGGCAGGUGCUUGAUGGCCGGGCCCUGCGUGCACGCUUCUACGAUGAGCACCGCUUCAAUGAAGGCGAUCUACAGAAGUCAGUACCCAGCCGGGUGGUCCUGCUCAGCGGGCUGGCGAGCUUAGAGGAGCUGGACGGAGGUUUGAAGGACGAAGUCAGCAGCCUUGUUGAGAAGAUCUCUCAGAACCGCCCGCUGAAGUGCAGUAUCCAGACACGCAAAGACUUGUCGGGAGAUGAAGCAGUGCGGGUUUUCCUUGAGUUCGAAACCGUAAAUGACUCUGUGGAGGCUGUGAGCCAGUUGCAUGGGCAAGAGUUUGGCCUACGACGUAUUCGAGCCCGCUAUUCCACUGAGGCAAAGCUAUUGGAGCUCCAAGCGAAGUGA
Molecule: messenger RNA, 1059 nt
Organism: Durusdinium trenchii
Lineage: Eukaryota; Dinophyceae; Suessiales; Symbiodiniaceae
Source: the annotation of a GenBank genome assembly